GGUCAAACGGCGCGCUAUCUUGUACUUGUACUUCUAAGAGACAGAUUUCGUAGGUCCAAUGUUCGAUUCAAACUUGGGGUGAAAGUAGCAUACAUGGCAGCACCACGAGAAAUCCAUCGACAUUGAAGCAAUUUUUGACUUACUAGAUGGCUAAGUGGUCUUUACGCCUCCCGGCUUGGGGUGGAUGUCCAGUAGGUAUGUCAAAGAAGAAGAAAUGCCACAUUCUGCCUUCCUUUUAACUUGCUUCAUCAUCCUAGUUGUUUUUCUGCCACAUGCAGCCUCGCAGACGUGUUUCCCCAGAUGUCAAGCGUCGGAAUAUUGCGGAAACAGCACGGAGGGCGGAGGGCCCACCUGUCUAGCUUGUAAUGUUGCUUGUAACGGAUGUACGGGGCCCGGGCCAGACGCAUGCGUCAAUUGUGCUGACCAGUUCUUCAAAGCUGGCACAACAUGCAGAGGUUGCAAUGUUGCUUGUGAUCGAUGUACAGGAGCUGGUCCUGAGAACUGCGACACGUGUGCAGCUGGAUUUUAUCCUGUAGCUGGGAUAUGUAGAGGUUGUGAGGAUGGAAAAUUCGGAGUGAAUUGUACGGGUACUUGUCAUUGUUUAAAAGGAGUAGAAGACUGCAGAAAAACAGACGGAUUCUGUAAUUCCUUCAUCUGUGAAUGGGGCUGGUCAGGCGUGCCCUUCUGUCAAACGCCCUGUAAACCAAAUUUUUAUGGUAAGAACUGCGUGUAUGAAUGUCACUGCCCCGUGAAUGACACCUGUAGUAACAUCAACGGACUCUGUUCUUCCGGAAAAUGUCACCCGGAAUACACCGGUUCCGGAUGUCAGAAAUUGCGUCCGAAAUUAAGAGACCCCCCUGAGAUUAGUGACAAUGUAUGUGGCAAUAUGACCGUGACCUUCCACGAGUGGGUGAAGGACCUUGACAUAGGGGAUGGUCCCGUGGGAGAGUACAGACUGGAAGUUCGUGAAUUUAACUCUUCGGGUAGUUGGACUUUGGUAAAAAGUUACAGAAGUUUGCCUUCGGCCAGUAUUUCGGAGACCUUUUCUGGCCUCGAUGUGGAUUCUCUGUAUAGCUUCCGGGUCACCCUCGUUAUGAGUGACGAAGAUGGAAAAUUAAUGACAGACGUGGCUCCGGGGUUUCCGAGUCAGUUCUUCCCUACAACGUGUAUAAUAGAAACUACCUCUGUCCCUUCCACCACAACACUGAGGCCCCCGACACCUGCCCCCACACCUCCCCCAGGAUCAUUAUUCGAAAAGUUCGAAGUUAUCUACAAUUCGGUAAAUAAUGUCAUUUCCGUAAACUGGGCUGGGAAAAACUUCAGUAACAACCUUGGUGACGUCACACUCACGUACGGGAUAAUCGGUAUAGGAGACUGCAAGGACCUCAAUUUGACUAAUGAAAUAACGAGAACUGGUGGAAUAGUAGGUGCGUUUACACUAAGUGGACUUUUGCCUAACCGACGCUACAAUGUCAAAGCUGUCAUAGAAGUGUUUGAUUUUAACUCCACAGAAAAUGAUCGAACUAUUUCUAGGAACAUCACAACGCGAGAUGAAUUACCAUGGGGAAGUAUCCAAAACCCAAGAAAAACUAGCUUUAACGCCACCAGUCUGACGCUGGAGUGGGAUCCUCCCGAGUGCGAACAACGAGGGGGUAAACUAGUGGGGUACCAGUAUAUCCUCCGUACUCUUGGAGGUGGACAGCUAGUGGACAAUGGAACAGUUUUACGGCCUCGCGUGACCAUAGGCGGUUUAACUCCCUAUAGUAACUAUACCUUCGCCGUGGCAUAUGAGAACAGUGUGGGGAGUGGACCCUCGAUACAAUUCCCAACCUUCACAGACGAAGCAGAACCUGCCGCACCAGUUAUCACUACCAUUACUCCGGGGGUGAACAACAUUGAAGUCGCAUACACAGUACCCCUCCCAAGUAACGGAAUUAUUCGAGAGUACGAAGUGUCAUUCAGUACAACUUUCGACUUUAAGGACUUCACACACAAAACCAGUUCUGUUAACUCAGUUACCGUUAGUUCCCUCAUCGCCUUCACAACCUACUACAUAAAGGUGCGUGCUAGAACUAAGCCGGGGUUAUGGGGAAAUUACAGUGAUGUGAAUCAGACUCAGACUAAACAGGCAAUCCCCGGCCCUCCCACUAACCUGAUUGUAAACCCUCUGAACGAUACGUGUUUGAAAAUAAGCUGGACUGCACCAAGCUUUCUUGGAGGAAAAAUUAAUAGCUACAAGAUUGUCUGUUCAGCUUCUGACGGUAACACGAUUGUUGAUGAAAAGACCAUAAUAAAACCUAUUGAUGAGGGUACCUCUCAUGAGCAGUGCGGUCUUUUGGUUUACACUCAGUAUAAGAUCGAGGUAUCGGCCAGCACCACAGAAGGAACGGGUGAUCCUGCGAUAGGUUUUGCAAGAACCUACCAAGGAACGCCGGAGGAACCUCCGGCUCCAAGUCUGAAGAAUACCACAGAAUCAACUAUUACUAUUGAGAUUUACCCAUUUAAAAUAGACACGGGGCCGCUCACAGCAUAUCUGAUUAAGGUUGAAAUGAUAUCCUCAUCAGAGAGACGACGAAGGCAAAGUAACCGUGCUCCAGGAUACACCACUGCAAAAUUUAAUGAUUCUGAAAUUAAAACGAGUCGUAUUUUUGUUAUUGGCGACAAUAGAGAUUAUGGCGGGUUUAAAAAUAAACCUUUAGAAAAGAAUAAAGAGUACAAAAUAUACUACGAGAUAGAAAGUACUGUUGGAUCCAAAACGCUAACAAGCUAUUCUCAAAUGCCUACCUCAGCAACCACUAAAUUAAUCGUCACCACGGUUGCCCCUGUAGACCCGGUGAUGGUUCCGGUGACGUCAUCGGACAACACACCAGUGAUUGUCGCCGUGGUAAUUAUUCUCCUGAUCAUCAUAAUAAUCGCUGUAGUUUUCCUGAUACUUUUCCUGCGCUCCAGGACCAAUCGUUUUUCUCCACCACUGUACGAUACGUUUGAAGACGAGAAGAAGGUGGAACUGACCGCUGUUGACGAUUAUAAUGUACAAGAGCACUGGAACACCAUCUAUUCGCUGAGGGAGAGUCGGUACAUUAUUUCUGGUCGAGAUCUUGUUCCAGAUGAUGGAUACCAUGGAACUAUUCUCAACGGGAAUAUUCCAGGUAACAUGACGGCUCAUCCUGUUACUUUUCAACAAGAGUUCCACGAACUCCCUCACCAGCCAUUGGCCUCAUGGAAUGACGCAGUACGAAGCAAAAACUCUAGAAAGAACAGAUUUCGUCACUUGUUACCAUACGACCAUACAAGGGUAGUUCUUGACCCGGAUGAAAACUCUAAUGGUGAUUUUAUCAAUGCUAAUUUUAUCAAAGGUUACAACAGGCCGCAUGGCUACAUUGCCGCUCAGAGUCCCUUUGACGAGGAGACCGUGCUUGACUUCUGGAGAAUGUUGUUUCAGUACAAUAUCAAAGUAGUGGUUAUGAUCACGAAUGUCAUAGAAGAUAAAAUUGUGAAAUGCUCCAAAUACUGGCCAGACUCGGAAUUGGGAAAGGUGAAAUAUGGUAGUUUCACCCUAGCACUUAUUGAUGAGAAAGAAUAUGCUGAUUUUGUUAUUAGGUCGGUUAAAAUAAAAACGACACAUGACGCCCAUACAAAAGUCGUACAUAUCUUUGAUUUUUGUUCUUGGCCCGACCAUGGUGUGCCCGAUGAUACUAUUCCUCUACUCGAAUUUCGACAUAAGGUUCGCGAGUACCAUGGAAAUGACAAGUCGCCUCUCGUGGUGCAUUGUGGGACGGGAGUGAGUAGAACAGGAACUUUUAUUGCAAUUGAUGCCUUAAUAGAGCAAUACGAGGCAGAGGGUAUAAUAAGCGUGUACUCAUUUGUUAAAAGGAUGCGAAAAGACAGAAUAGCCAUGGUGCGGACGGUUAAGCAGUAUAUUUUCAUUUACGAGGCAAUAUUUGAAGCUCGUGUUGCAGGCGACACUCGAGCUGGCUAUGAUCUGAAAGAAAAAUACCACACUCUAACAAUGCGCAAUCCGAAAACAAAACACUCAUUUCUUAGGGACCAGUUCAUAUCUUUGCAAUUGUUUACUCGAAAACCGACUCAAAAAGAGUGUUCAGACUCUCAUAUUCCAAUGAAUUAUUCGAAAAAUCGUUUUCCAGACGUUGUUCCUCCGAACAAACACAGACCCAUCUUGAGAACUCCCGGUGGUCUAGAUCGCACAAAUUAUAUCAAUGCUGUGUUCUUAGAUAGUCAUGAGCUGGAUAAUCAUUUCAUUGUGACACAAUCUCCGCUACAUACCACUGUAAUAGACUUCUGGAAACUCGUAUACGACCUUGGGGUCCAAACUAUUGUAAUGAUGGAGGAGUUUACAAGCGAUGAUGAUACUUCAGCGGAAUAUUGGCCAGAGGACAAGAUCAAGAAAUUCGAACCCUUUUUCGUGGACAACACAAACAUUUGGCAGCAAGAAAACGUAACGAUUCGUCACUUUAAACUCCACAGCAUGUUGAAACCAAAAUCAACUCCUCGUGACGUUCGACAGUUUCAAUUCAAUGCUUGGAGUGAAAACGAUUUCAUUCCUAAGUCAAAAACGAUGCUCUUGGAUCUCAUUGACUUAGUGCGUAGUUGGCAAAGACAAUCCAACGAGAACACGGCACCUAUAGUAGUUCACUGCAAAGAUGGUGCAACUCACAGUGGGCUUUUCUGUGCAGUGUGGACGAUAUGUGAAGCUAUGGAAAUGGACCAUGACGUUGAUGUGUAUCAUACUGUUAAGCACAUGAAGAGGCGUAGGCCGCAGAUCGUUGAUACUCUGGACCAGUACAGAUUUUGCUACAAAGUACUGUGGGAUUAUAUGAAUCUGCGCAUGCCAGGUGGAACUUUGACCAACAUGAUGAAUCAUACGAAACAAGACCGCUUAUACAACGUUGGAAGUCUAAGUUUGGCUUCAUAUACAUCACAUUUAGAAUAUAUGUAAAAAAAACUGUGGUCCAAACCAUACUGUGCUAUAACAGUUUCAUGUGGCAGUUUACAAACGCAUUUAACAAUUUUCAAAAUCAUUCAAGCCAGUUUACAUGUUGAGGUGCUGUUUUCCUAUCUCUAACAAAACGUAGUGCUUCAGAAUGUACAGGGAUUCACACGAUGUAUUUGAAUCAUGGAUAUAUUUUUUUCUUUCAAUUUUCACUUUUGAUUUUAAAGACAAAGAGAUAUGCAGUGAUUUAUGUCUGCCAAAUGAGAUGUGGGUUUUCUUUUCGUAUUUUCUCUGAAUUUUACCGACUCUUCAAAGCUCAUGAAUAUUCAUAAAAUACAUUUUUAGAAUACACAUAUAAAAAACUUUUAUAGCGCUUUUGAAUUUAUAUCUAAAUAGAUGUAUUUAAGCUGCAAUAAAAUUUAUUCAGCUUUACAAUAAAUAUGCACUUGAUAGAUUUCAUAACUUGAAAUAAUGAAUUUUUUUGUUUGCCUUGUGUGUGAUAUUUAAUUAGUGUUGCCGUUAAUUUAUACAUUGUAUGAUAUUGCGAGACUGUGAUAAAUAAAAGCAUGGGUAUUUAUUGUCAAAUUCAA
Messenger RNA from Saccostrea cuccullata (small rock oyster), 5541 nucleotides. Its product is annotated as receptor-type tyrosine-protein phosphatase kappa-like. Lineage: Eukaryota; Metazoa; Mollusca; Bivalvia; Ostreida; Ostreidae. The coding region runs from base 185 to 4957 and encodes 1590 amino acids. Gene Ontology annotation, biological process: protein dephosphorylation. The transcript has 19 exons. The record is from RefSeq and is a predicted model, not a curated record. Gene Ontology annotation, molecular function: protein tyrosine phosphatase activity; protein binding.